Molecule: messenger RNA, 1983 nt
Organism: Paramecium sonneborni
Lineage: Eukaryota; Ciliophora; Oligohymenophorea; Peniculida; Parameciidae
Source: the annotation of a GenBank genome assembly
AUGAUUCCAAAACUAAGUCGAGAAAACACAAAUAGCAAUUAAAGUUGCCUUCCUAGACAUUUAAAUAUAUAGGGAUUUUAGAAGUUCAACAUAAAGUCUAACUCUCCAAGAACUUUAUAAGCUUGUUAAGAAUUAGGUAUAGAUCCUAUAGUUUUGGAAUUAAAGUAAGUAAAUAGAUUUAUAUAAGAGAAGAAUCUGAUUUCAAAUAGAAUGAACUUGAUGAAGAAAUAAUUUAACUUAGAUAUUAACAUUAUUUAAACAGAGCUCAUUGUAAAAAAUGAAUAAUAAAUAUUAUUAUAGAAUUGUUCACUGAAAUAACAUAAAGAAGAAAAGAAAUAAUUUAGAGACAAAGAUAGAAAUAAUUAAAUAAUAAUAAUGCAUCAAUUGAGUCUCUAGAUAGAUCAAAAACAAUUAAAUUAUAGUAAUCAUUAGAUUAAUGGGAGUAAGUUUAUUCAUAAAUAUAAGGGUUCGAAGAUAAAUAGAUUCAAUAUAUAAUAGAACUGUUUCAUUUUUGCAUUAAAAGAGUGAAUCUCCUACUAAAGAUUAAUUUAUAGGAGAUGUUUAUGAACUUAAUUAAUUGGAAGGGGGAAUUGAAAAGGAGAUUGAUAGAUACAAUAAGCAUAAAAAAUAAAAAAUUGUAAAUAAUUUUAUAUAUUAUCUAAAAUCUAGAGAGAAGCUUAACUUAAAUUAAAAGAAGAUGCAAAAAGAUUGUAGUUGAUAGAAAAGUGGAAAUAAAAAGAUUCAUAAAUUUUAGACUAAAUUUUGAAAAAACAAUAUGACUUUAAAUAAAAGAUGAAAAUUAGUGGAAGAAAAACUCCAUUACAAAAAAUGCCAUAAAUUACAGAUCCAAAAUCUUUUAAAAGAGAUAGUGAUACUAAAUUAGAUAAGUAAAUUAUCAAAUUUAAUUUAAGUGGAGAUACAUCAUUAUAAAAAACAAUGUACAGAACUAGAAUAGAUGAUUCCAAAAUUAAAUAAAGAAGAGAAAUGGUUAUUUAAAGAAAAGAAGAACUUGAUAAACUAGAGGAUAUUGAAUUAUAAAAGGAUUUAGAAAAACUAUAAUUAAAGUUAAAUUAAAGUGAAAAAUUAUCAAAAUAAUAAGCACAAAUUAAAGUAGAAAGAAUUAAAGAAUAAUAUUUUCGAGAAUAAUAAUUAAUUUAAUAAUAAAAAGAAAUUAAUGUUAUUUAAUCUUAAGAGCAUCUUAGUUCAAUGAUUAAUAAAAUGAUUAACAAAGAGUAAGAAUUUAGAGGGUAACUUUAAUCUUAAUUGAUACAAGAUUUAGAAAAAAAAUAAUAAAUAAAAGAAAAAUAAAAAAAAAUUAAAUAGAAUCAAAAUGACCUUUACAAAGAUCAUGAGUAAUUACAUUUAAUAUCCUUAGUAAAAAGUUAAAAUAGCUUAAUGAUAAAUUCAUGAAAAUUGAAGAACAAAAUAAAUUAAGAAGAUAAGAAUUAGAGCAUAAAAUACUUUUAAAAUAGGAACUAAGAAGAUUAAAAGAAUAAGAUAAAUUAGAUAAUUAUGAAAGAUAGAAAAGACAAAAUGAUUAUAAAAUGAUGACUCUUUAUAUGAAAUCAAAAUUUAUUGAUGAAAAAAAUUAACUUAAAUAAUAUUAAAAUGUAAUGAUUGAAAUAUUAUAUUUAAGGAAGUUAUUUAAAAAACAUCUAUGGAAAUAAACAAAUAGGAAAUUUAAGAAAGAUAAAGAAUUUACUCAUAGCUUUAAGAAUUAAGUGAUAAUUUAUUGAAUUAUAAAGUAAGCAUAUUAUUCUAUUUUAAGAGUGUUUCAUAGCAUGAAUCAAGACAAAAAUAAGAUUAAGCAAAAUUUAAAAGUGUUAAGUAUAUUUUUAACUCAUUUAUAGAUUACUUAAAAAAUUUGCUAAAUUAGAGGAUCCUAAUAUUGAAUAACACACAAAAUUACUAUUAAACAUGCUUUAACCUAAACCUGUAGAAAAUAACAAUUCUAGUAUGAAAUAAAGUGUUCAUAAAAAAUGA